AUGAAUACCAAUUCGUUGAUUCCCAGUUACAGCGCCGACAAUUUUACUACCUUUGGCACGCAUGCCAAUGCAUCAUUCAUAGCGAAUGCCACCAAUACCUCCACCACCUACAACCAUGUUUUCGCUGGUAUCACCUCUGUCUUUCUCACGAUCUACGUACUAAUCAUUUUGGGCUUUUUUGUGGGACACUUUCGACUACUAUCAAAGGCACAGAUACGUGGAUUUGGCCGAUUUGUUCAUCGAUAUGCCAUUUCGGCUUUGAUUUUCAUCGUAAGCCCAUAUUUUUUUACUUCUUUCAAUACAACAGUGACAAUUCGUUUGGAGUCCAUUCAAUGGCCAGCCAUAUGGUCGAUUUUCAUCUCUCGAUUUCUAAUGUUAAUCGUGUCCACGACCGCCUGCUUGGUGAUUUCGCGGGGUCAAUUUGUGGGCCUUUCUGCUAUUGUCAGUCUUCUGCUCACCGAUUCUAAUGACAUUGCUGUGAUGUAUCCCACAUUUCGAAUUCUUCAUCCAAGCAUGGCCAGCCAUUGUUGCAUUGUAGUGGCUCUUCAAAUCCUGCUCCUCAAGCCAAUCGCAUUUCUACUUCUUGAAUUGAGCACCUUUCGCGAAAGGCAAAUAAUUCUGCGAGAUGUCGUACCUACCGCCUUCCCAUCCUCCAUGACCUUGAGAACUCCUUUCAAGAUAUUGUGCCAAGUGCUGUUGGAUCCCCAACUUAUCGCCUUCUGUCUCGGUUUGCUUUGCAAUGUGGCGUUUAGAAAUCAGCCGCCCAUCUCCCUCACCCACUUCUCCAACACUUUUGAUGUGGCUUUUACCGCCUGCGCACUAUUCUACCUCGGUUUGGUUUGCGUAAAUGUCGGUACCGGCGUUUCAGAAAAGGAGAAACCCCUGCUAGCCGCCAUUCUUUCACUUAAAGUGUCAGUCCCUACUGAAAUGGCUUUUAAACUGGUUAUGCCAAUUCUGGCCAGGAAAUUUUACAACCUCCUUCCAGCCCACACUUAUAAUGAAACCACUGAGACAUUUGUCCUACUCUACUCGCUGUCUCCGGCCAGUGCUACUCUCCUACCACUUGCAUCAAGGUAUGCCGUGGCUCCCAAUCUUGUGGGGGAUAGCAUCAGAACAGGAACCUUCCUUCUCCUUCCUUGUCUCUUCGUCUAUGAGUGCGUUAUUUUCCUGCUCUCCGCAGAUCCCUCCAUAUACGCCCACUUUCUUGAGAAAACUGCCGUUUAUAUCUCAUGGAUUAGUGCUAUUAGUGGAGUAAGUACUUCACUGGGUAUUCCCUGGUUUUGCAGUCAUAUUACUGCUCAACUAAUCGAGUCAUUUAUAUCUAAGAAUUUCCUGUUCUUCCUAUCUCUUACAGCUUUGGACGAGGGUGGUGUUUCUAGCUGGUCGAAAAACGGCUCUAAUGCCUCACCGAUUCGUGAUUUGCUAUCUGGAUUGCACUAUAUUUACCACCAAUACCCAGCAGCACGUAUCACAUUGGCCGACUACAUUAAGUUCUCCUUCUACCUCUCCGCCUACUACUGCACUCGCAUGUGGACGGCAUUCAUCUGCAUUGGAAUGCUGAUACAACAACGCGAGGCAAGACUGAUGCCACGACGAAAUCGAACCGUCUUUUACAUCUUUGGCCUGCUGGCACCGAUCCUUCUCACUGUCUCGAUGAAAAUCAUCUCGCAUGACGUUCGCCACCAAGAUGUCAAUCCAUUCCACCGAUAUGGGACCGUGCAGCGCUCUGUAUUUUUUCGCCGCAAAUUCGCCAGGAGCGCUAAGAAUGGCUACGCCCCUUUGGCCAAUGGGAGCGUGGUCCACGAAGGUGUGACUGAGGUAGCUGUCGCUUGUGCCCACUCUGAAUUCAUUCCACUCACUGUCAGCAUCGAGAAAGAUGAGGAAACGGAGAGAAGUGAAAGGGAUAACGUCGACCAAUCACCGACUCAGCGGGAGGAGUCCGAGUUCACGGUAGAUCCUAACAACAAAGAUGGACAAAUUCAUCGACACUAUGCCGUAGUUUGCCUUAAUCUUGUGGGCAUGGUAUUUGGAAUGUGUGGCUGCCUUUGGAGGCUGAUGUACCUGCGAAUAUCGACGACAGUUAUGGCUCUAGAGUUUAUGGAUCAAGUUUUCAAUUUUGGUCAGGGCUUUCUCGUCUUCUCACUUUACGGGUUGGACGUGGAAUAUAUCUCCAGACCACUGUUGCUGAUGCAAGUCUUCUCUGGUGUUCUUUUCUCCUGUUCCAAGUUUCGAGAACGCGUUUCAAUAUGGUUUCUGGCCCUCAAACGACCAGGACGACAGCGAAUAGAAGCUGAGUCAGGGGAGGGUGGGGAGCUGCGAGUAAAACUUCCCACAAGGCAGACGUCUGGGUGGAGGAUUGCAGAGAGUUUUGCUCUUCUUCAUCUGGACGCUUGUGUCUCAGAAAUCUGCAAGCCUAUUCUGUUACCAACACGUGAAGUGAAACGGGCUUUCGUUCUUGCCGAUUUCCAAAUGUGGCUGUUAAAGCGUAAUAUUUGCACCAACCUAAAUGAAGUGCUCUCUCUCCUCCUCUCUUUGGAGCUCAACGACUACGUUCGAGGUCUCAGUGUUACCUCCGUCUAUGCACUGGAUCCAGAGUCCUGUGACCAGAACGUCUUUGAAUUCACCCUCCUCGACUAA
Molecule: messenger RNA, 2637 nt
Organism: Hydatigera taeniaeformis
Lineage: Eukaryota; Metazoa; Platyhelminthes; Cestoda; Cyclophyllidea; Taeniidae
Source: the annotation of a GenBank genome assembly